UGUCAACGCCCAUGCACGUUUGAAGUUUCUAGAAUGGCACGUGUAAGUUUCUGUACAAGGCAUUCAAAUAUUACAUUGAUUUAUUGCAUUCGUGAAAGGAAGCAGGGCAGUGUAUUGUGUGUGUAUGUUUUCGUCUCCUACUCAUUUCUUUGCCGUUCGUUCUUCUUCUUCUUUCAGCACACCUCGCGGCCCUUUCUCUCAGACAGACCGCCCUUCUUCAAAUGUGACGUCACGUGUUUUUUGUUACUCCAUGUUAGCUCCGCGAAGCAACUGUGGCUAUGAGCUGCGUACAGAUGUGGACAGACAGGAGUGGGGGUCAGGGGUUAGUAUGCGUCCUGGGCCAACUUCAGGGAGAACUGUGCCGACAUUCGUCUGGAAAGUCUUCGGAAAACCGAGAGAAAACCUCAGACAGCACAGCCGGUGACAGGAUUCGGACCCGUGUCAUCUCCCAGUCUCGGCGUGGAAAGCGAUCAUCCUAACCACUAUGGCCACGGGCGCUGGUAAUAUACCAUGUACCAUAAGCCUGAGUUUUCGUGCAGAGGCGUAUCCUGACGAAGUGUUUUCAUGUUGCUUCGUUCUUCUUCAUUUAUUUCAGUUUUUUAAAUCGCGAGACUAAAAAAUAAUGUAGUGUAAAAUGAUGUGUACCUCUUUGUAGUGCUGUAACAUUUAUCAUAUCCGUGCCGUAGUUCCUACAAUGACCAUGUUCUUCGCAAGUCGACAGCCGAUGGGCGCCGUAUACAGCAGUCCACUGCACCCACGCAUCCAUCGCCUUUUCCUUUUGAAAACGGGGAAAAGGGUGAUCUGUUUCGUAUAAUGCGUUCGUUCACUUUCCACUCAAGUGGACACUUGCUGAUUUCUAAUUUCAGGAUAAAAGAUAUAUUGAUAUAAUUUUUCCUUUAAAGUUCGACGAUACCCGCUUUCCUGUAAUGCAUAUACGGGGUGUUGUAACUGUCGUCAGACUAAUAAGGGUCUCCUACGCCGGCUGAACGAUGCUGACUGAGUGAUCGAACCCAAUAAGCGUAGUUCGAAAAAUGGCAUUCAAUCGCAGACUUGUUCUCGCAUUCGCUCUUGCGGUUUACUUGUCGCGUAGCGACGUGUGUACAGCCCAAGAAAGUGACGAUGCCGAACCAGAAGAGGUUGGAGCGGCGACAGGUCCUCAGAAUACCAGGGAAUUUGUUCAGGAAAUCGUAAACAAGAUACUAGACAGUAACUCGGAAGGGGCUUCUGAGAAGAUCUUCGACAGCGGGAUCUCAGCGUCAUGCGGAUUACGAAUUUUGAAGUUUGUGAACGCACUACGCAACCUCGAGCCCUGGGUAGCCAGAAGUAAGUUGGAUAUUUUUGUAUCGCUAAAUCAAUUAAUCUAUUAAUAUUCCUCGUAGCGGUCCUUUUCGCAAUAAUGCUGAAUUUAAGAUGUCACAUUUUUAAUUUCACAGCCCGCCUCCUUUACAUGCCUUAGGUGAACACAAGCCAUGUUGUCAGUAGACGUGGCACGUGGCAUACGUAACUUGCUGUCGUACCUAUGACUUGGAACAUUUAUUUACCGGUCACUUCACCAUUUGAUACCCCAGCGUGCUGACCAGUGUGAGCCGGGGCAGUCCGCAUAAAUGAAGUCGCCAAUUUCAUCAUUUUCUUUACUUCGUGUAUACGUCAUCUCGUGUGUUUGUUGCUCUUGUUCGCAGGAUGUUGUUUGUGUGAUUAAUUUUCAUAACGACGUGAUUAUUAUACUGAGAUGGUGGGAUAGUGUAUAGACGCGGUGAUGUCGAAUUCAGAUAAGGGCUGUUUAGCUAACGAUAUGGUGCUCGAGAUCGAAACAUGAAUAGGCUAGAACGAGGAUAGCUGCAGCCUUCCAAAUCACAUGUCCAUCAACGGUAACAGUAUGUUCGCCUGCUCGACAGAACAAAUUUCCAACAUCCAAGUACGAACGUUAUCAACUAAACGUCUUUUCCUAAAAUGCUAAGGCUAGUAGGGAUUAGCGAAAUAGAGAAGAUUUCGGUUUUCAGUUUAUAUGUCCACCAAUUGUAUGAUUUUUCUUUUCUCGCAUGUCAUCUGCGUAGUGAUCGACGCAACGGGCAAGUACCCGACGGGCUUGUUCCAGGGGUCGCUCGCCGAUCUGGGCGCUUUCGACGAAUGCAUCGAAACUGUGGUCGUAGAUUCUCGGGGGCGGGAGCAAGUCCGUGCUCACUACUGCAACUUGUUCCUAAAGCCCGGUAAUGCCUCAGAUAUUCCAGACUUUGCCCAAGAGGCGCUCCUCAUGACUCAUCGAAGAACCAUUUCUGUUGCUGCAAACCAAGCUGAUGAACGAGCUCCCGGUAUGUUGCUGGGAAUUUGUGUGCCCACCGAGUGUAAGGAAGACGACAUCGAAAAGUUAAUCACGACGUUUUCCGGCGGAGGAAUCAACGCGGACGCAAGGAACUGUGUGACAAAUCAGUAUCCUCCACCAGAUACCAGGCAAAUCGGAAUAAUAGCUGCCCUGGGUGUUUUGAUCCUGACGAUUCUCAUGAGCACAGUCAUAGACUUACUCUUGACUCGCAAGCACGGCGAAGGUGCACAUAGAGGUACACCAGCUAAGAUCAUGACUGCGUUUUCGGUAAGAGCCAACACGAGGAUGCUCCUUGCUCAAGCCGAUAAAGAAUCGGACGCAUAUACGUUUCGUUUCUUGCACGGGAUACGGUUCAUAAGCAUGGCUUGGAUAGUGUUGGGUCACGCCUAUUCUUCUGGCACCAACGUAGCGGGCCGCCUUGCCAAUGUAUUGGCGUACAGCGAUCGAAUCUCUUACGUCAUGAUCUCAGGCGCCUACCUUAGCGUCGAUACAUUUCUGUUCCUUGGCGGAUUUCUUCUCACAUACAACAUGGCAAAGCAUGGCAGAGGCGGGAGCAGACUGCUCUUGUGGAUUACUAGCGUUUGCAGAUUUUACAUAAGAAUAAUAACACCCGUAUCAUUCAUGAUAAUGUGCCUGUACCUUCUGCCGCUCGUCAUCUCGGGCCCAAGAGCUCAGGAACUCUAUGAAAGAAUAUUUACGGACAUCCGAGAAAAUUGGUGGCCUCUUAUGUUGAACAUACGUAACAUGAACGACGUCAACGUGGAACCCUUAGGACACUUGUGGUACCUUUCAGUGGCGUUUCAAGUUUUCGCUGUCUCCGUCACUGUCCUCCUUUUCUUUCGAAGACAGCCUUGGCUGGCUAUUGGGACGUUUUCUAUCUUGUCCACUGCCUCAUGCACUUAUUCGACAUUCAAAGUCUACGGAACUGAAUUACUGCCUUUUCCAAUCCCACAGAGCCAAACUUUCAACAACUUCUUAAACAGCCUUAACGACCUCUACAUUCAGACUCCGAUUCACGCUGUCUCGUUCUUCGUCGGCUGCAUCACAAGCAUACUCCUGUCCAUGUAUAAAGGUGCGAAGAUCUCUGCAAUGUCGCAAGCAAUCCUCUGGAUCUUGGGCACGAUCUUUGCCAACACUGCUGUCCUUAUGACGUAUGACUUCAAUCGUGGCCAUCAGCCACCCCACUGGGCUGUUUUGUGCGCUACUUUCUCUCAGAGGGCGCUCUGGUCGGCGUGGCUCGCCUGGUUGACAAUCGCAAGCGCCACUGGAAGAGGAGGCUUCAUCUGCAGCCUACUUUCUUGGAAGGCAUUUAUUCCUCUCAGUAGACUGAGCUACGGAGUCUACCUGAUCCAAGUACCCUUCUAUUUCGUCAGAGAUUUCACUGCCAGGGAGAGGAUUUUCUACUCCGAUUUUACCGUACUAACACAGUUCUGCGGAGCCCUGGUGUGGUGCUACACUCUGAGCUUCUUCCUGUUCAUCGCUUGCGAGGCGCCAGUUGGUCGUCUGGAAAAGCUGGUCUUUUUGCGGGAAAGGGUAAUUGAAAAGAAGCGCACGACUGACAAGGAAACGAGCUGCGAAAGGGACUCAAGCAAGCCACCGUCGGGUCAUGUCAAUAAUGGAUUCAUUGAACGCACUAAUCUUUAGGAGUGUAAUUUCAGUGGAGAGCUCCGUCGUCGAGGGCAUAGUGAGGUGUGCGGUGCAUGCAUUCUGUAUACGUCGGUGUGUUCUUUGCUCUUACGUCUCGGUUUUUCGCCACUGGUGCAAAAAUAGCGUACAGCAAAAAAGUAACGGCCAUUCAAUAUUGUACUGAGCAGAAGGCAUCAAUUAAAAAAGAUUUCUUAAAGAAUACUGCCUCGAAAAAUGCUCGAUUUUCUGCGUCGAUACUUCUUCAGGUCUU
Molecule: messenger RNA, 4217 nt
Organism: Ornithodoros turicata
Lineage: Eukaryota; Metazoa; Arthropoda; Arachnida; Ixodida; Argasidae
Product: nose resistant to fluoxetine protein 6-like
Exons: 14
Coding region: 2006-3964 (652 amino acids)
Molecular function (GO): acyltransferase activity, transferring groups other than amino-acyl groups
Source: RefSeq, a predicted model, not a curated record